UGUAUUUUAUAUGUAAAAAAUAAAGCAUUUUUUUUGUUAUAUUUAAUGAUAAAUAAAUUUUUCAUUAACUAUUACUCGUUUAUUAUUAAACGACUAAUAAAUUUAUGACUGUUUCGAUAUGGAAGAAACUUUAGCUGCUCCUUGCAGCGAAAUAAUCGACGAUAUUGAGGAUUUAGUUUCAACUUUGAGUGUAAUUCCAAAAUCAAGAACUAAGAAUAAAAAGCCCAAACCAGAAAAAAAAGUUCCUGUAGAGUCUGAACCUAUCGAGAAAGCUGUCGGAGAUAAUAUUCCUGGAACCCAGUGCAUUUAUGUUAAGACUUGGGGAUGCGCUCAUAAUAGUUCUGAUUCGGAAUACAUGGCUGGUCAACUGGCUGAAUAUGGUUAUAGAAUAACAACAGAGGAUAAGGAAAUAGCUGAUCUUUGGCUUUUGAAUAGUUGUACCGUCAAGAAUCCAGCUGAAGAUCAUUUUCGAAACGAGAUAAAUGCUGCAAAGAAGUUGGGGAAGCAUAUCAUCGUCUCUGGUUGUGUGCCACAAGGUGCACCAAAAACGAAUUUUAUUCAGGGACUCAGUAUUAUUGGGGUACAACAAAUUGAUCGAAUUGUCGAAGCUGUGGAAGAAACUCUCAAAGGGAACACAGUUGUGAUGUUGGGUACAAAAAAACAAGCAGGUAAAAAAAUGGGUGGUGCUUCAUUGUUACUACCGAAAAUCAGAAGAAAUCCUUUAAUUGAAAUAAUUGCUAUCAAUACUGGAUGUUUGAAUGAGUGUACUUAUUGUAAAACAAAGCAUGCAAGAGGUAAUUUGGGUAGUUAUCCACCUGAAGAAAUAGUAGCAAGGGCUAAGCAAGCUUUUGAAGAAGGUGUAGUAGAGAUUUGGCUAACUUCUGAAGAUACAGGCACUUACGGAAGGGACAUUGGCACUUCUUUGCCAGAACUUUUAUGGAAAUUAGUGGAGGUGAUUCCUGAUGGUUGCAGAUUAAGACUUGGUAUGACGAAUCCUCCCUAUAUUCUUGAACAUCUUCAAGAGAUCUCAAAGAUUAUGAUGCACCCAAAGGUGUAUGCAUUUCUUCAUGUGCCUGUACAGUCAGGCAGCGACCAAGUGCUGGCAGACAUGAAAAGACAGUACUGUAGGGCCGAUUUCGAGCAUAUAGUCAAUUUUUUGAAACAAAAGGUGCCCGGAAUCACCAUAGCCACAGAUAUAAUUUGUGGAUUCCCAACAGAAACGGAAGAAAAUUUCGAGGAAACCAUGAGUCUCUGCGAAAAAUACAAAUUUCCAAGUUUGUUCAUCAACCAGUUCUAUCCGAGACCGGGAACUCCAGCCGCUAAAAUGCCGAGGAUACCGGCUCAAGACGUCAAAGAGCGUACCAAAAGAUUGACCAACCUGUUCAACAGCUACGAACCCUACGGUCAUAACGUGGGAAAAAUACAAGAGAUCCUGGUCACGGAAAUAUCCCACGAUAAGAAACACUACGUGGGUCACAACAAGUUCUACGAGCAGGUUUUGAUCCCUCUGGAAGAACGAUACAUGGGUAAACUGGUCACUGUGGAGAUCAAGGAAUGUUCUAAAUUCUCCAUGAAGGCGGAACCGACCAAUCUGAGACCGGCAGGAAUCGCAAAACCUCUGAUGAAGGGGGAGGUAUCGGGGGUCCAAAUCUCGAAUUCCAUCAAUAAAUGGACCGUUUCUGCUGUUGGAAUCAUUUUGUUGAUGGUAGCCCUGAGGUUAUUCAUCAUUUUCCAGAAAUAUCUUCCUGAGAGUUUACAAUUUUGACAUGUUAUCAUACUGAAACAUGAGUUUAAUAAAAAAGUGACGAUACAACUUUAA
Molecule: messenger RNA, 1819 nt
Organism: Coccinella septempunctata (seven-spotted ladybird)
Lineage: Eukaryota; Metazoa; Arthropoda; Insecta; Coleoptera; Coccinellidae
Product: threonylcarbamoyladenosine tRNA methylthiotransferase
Exons: 6
Coding region: 119-1765 (548 amino acids)
Biological process (GO): tRNA methylthiolation
Cellular component (GO): endoplasmic reticulum
Molecular function (GO): 4 iron, 4 sulfur cluster binding; tRNA (N(6)-L-threonylcarbamoyladenosine(37)-C(2))-methylthiotransferase activity
Source: RefSeq, a predicted model, not a curated record